AUGGGUGCAAGUUUGGUACAGUGUUUAUUGUAUCGUUUUGCCACGCGAAGCACGUCUGUCUUAAAUAGCGUACUAAGAGGCCAAAGCAAUCAUAGUUAUCUUUAUCGUGGACGGCAGCGUUCGUACAGAGAGUUAUGGACAAUCGCAGCGAAUUUAAUCCCCUCUGCAGUGAUGAGAUGUUACGCCCAGAAUAAUUCUAAACUAAUCACGAUUGAUUCAACGAUAGAGUAUUCGCCUAUCAAAAGUAUAUUUUCAAUUUUCGCGGCAGUUGAUCUACUUAUCUUACGUAGGCACAUCAUUUGCCUACAUAAAUCGUUCAUCGAUAAUGAUUGGGCUGUUUCUCUUAUAGUGCUUAGUACACUUUUACGAUCCAAGCACCCACAUUUUCCAGAAUUUUUUGAGCUGAUGUCCACAUCGUUGUCGAAAAACACUGUCAUACCACAAGCAUCAUCACGUUCCUGGAUAUCAUCUAUCUUCAGUUUCAUUUGGGACCAAGUGAGCCUGUUUCGUCUUCCCAAUAUGCCACGGAGCAGAAGACGUCAUCGUACUCGUAGUCAUUCGAGAGCUCGUUCACAUUCUGCAGGGUCUCUUCAAUAUGAACAUAAGAGACGCCGCAUUGACUAUGAAAGUCCACGCAGUAAAGGAACCUAUAGGUGA
Molecule: messenger RNA, 657 nt
Organism: Heterotrigona itama
Lineage: Eukaryota; Metazoa; Arthropoda; Insecta; Hymenoptera; Apidae
Source: the annotation of a GenBank genome assembly